CCCAGCAUACCUUUUCAGCCACUCUGCUCAUCGUUUAGCACUCCACUGCCCUGGGCUCAGGUGACCCGCCCUUUAAAUGCCCCGGGAAUUUUAAAAAUCCCCUUCCUGUUUGCUCAGCCAGGUGUGGAGUGCAAUCAAUCAAUCAAUCAAUCAGUGACCAUGCCUCCACGCCCCAAACGAGCCCCAGCGUGGAACACUUCUGAGCUGCAGGACCUCAUCAGUGUUUGGGGUGAGGAAGCUGUGCAGUCACAGCUGCGCUCCAGCCAUAGAAAUUAUGAUACCUAUGGGCAGAUAUCAAAGUCCUUGCAGCGAAGGGACCAUGAACGGGAUGUGUUGCAGUGCAGGGUUAAAGUAAAGGAGCUGCGGAGUGCCUAUUGCAAAGCCCGUGAGGGAAACCGCCGCUCAGGAGCUGCCCCCAUGACCUGCCGUUUUUACAAGGAGCUGGAUGCCAUACUUGGGUGUGACCCCACUGCCAAUCCGAGGACCACGAUGGAGAGUUCAGAGCAGGGAGAAGUGGGGGAGGGUGUAGAGGAAGCCGAGAGUGAGGCUACUGGGGUGGAGGGAGACACCCCAGAGUCCCAGGAGGCAUGCAGCCAGGAGCUCUUCUCAAGCCAGGAGGAAGCUAGCCAGUCGCAGCAGCUGGAACUUGUUGGUGAAGAAGAAGCAGAGGAGCGGGUUCCUGUGUCCUUGAAUCCUCCGGCCCUAUCACAGCCUUCUCAAAGACUACAGAACUUGAGGCGUAAACCAAGGAAACGCAAAGAUUUGGUGAAAGCAGUUAUGAAUCAGUAUGCCAGAGAGAGUAAGAGGCUGCAGGACUGGAGAAAGAAAAUGCAUGAGUGGAGGGAAACACAAAGCAGGAGAAAGGAAUUGGCUACCAAGAAAAGCACAAAGCAGCUAAUAAGCCUCCUGGCGCGCUAAACGGACUGUAUGCAGUCUCUCGUAGCCAUGCAGGCAGAUCAGUACCGUGCUAACCCCCCCCCCCCCCCCCCCCGCAAAAGCUCUCUCCCUUGUUCCCCAGUGUUUGCUCAAAACACCUUUCUCCAGCAGACUGGUUCUUACCACCACCAGCUGUCCCCAACACCUGUACGUUCACUUACCAGCCCUGAGAACUACAACCCUUACCCUAUGCACUCAACCCCCAUCACCAUGCAGCAUAUUAAUCCUGAAGUGAAGCAGGCAUUGCAGAGCAAUCCAGGCAGGACAUAUUCAAACCUCUGAAUGUACAGUCCACCACCAUACCCCCCUGCCCUUUUAUGUACUGUAUUUUGAAUAAAUGAUUUCUUGGCUUUUAAAACAUUUUUUAUUAUUGCAGAAAGUGAGAAAUACUGUACCCCAAGGGAAAAACAGGCACAGCAAAUCAUUGUAACCACUGCACUUCACACCCGUGCAAGGCACCAAACAUUACUGCUGCCUUUCAGCCUCAAAUUGCUCCCUUAAGGCAUCCCUAAUCCUUGAAGCCCUGUGCUGGGCCUCUCUAGUAGCCCUGCUCUCUGGCUGUGCAAACUCAGCCUCUAGGCGUCAAAUCUCGGAGGUCCAUUCCUCACUGAAUGUUUCACCCUUCCCUUCACAAAUAUUAUGGAGGGUACAGCACGCGGAUAUAACAGCGGGGAUGCUGCUUUCCCCCAAAUCUAGCUUCCCAUAAAGACAUCUCCAGCGUCCUUUUAAAUGGCCGAAAGCACACUCCACAGUCAUUCUGCACCGGCUCAGCCUGUAGUUGAACCGGUCCUUGCUCCUGUCAAGCUUCCCUGUAUAUGGUUUCAUGAGCCAUGGCAUUAAGGGGUAAGCGGGGUCUCCAAGGAUCACAAUGGGCAUUUCGACGUCCCCUACUGUGAUCUUACGGUCUGGGAAAAAAGUCCCGGCCUGCAGCUUCCUGAACAGGGCACUGUUCCAAAAGAUGCGUGCAUCAUGCACCUUUCCAGGCCAUCCUGAGUAAAUGUCAGUGAAAUGCCCACGGUGAUCCACAAGCGCUUGGAGAACCACAGAGAAAUACCCCUUGCGAUUAAUCUACUCAGAUGCCAGGUGGGGUGGUGCCAGAAUAGGAAUAUGCGUCCCAUCUAUCGCCCCUCCACACUUAGGGAAACCCAUUUGUGCAAAGCCAUCUACAAUGUCCUGCACGUUCCCCAGAGUCACGG
Molecule: messenger RNA, 2132 nt
Organism: Gopherus flavomarginatus (Mexican gopher tortoise)
Lineage: Eukaryota; Metazoa; Chordata; Testudines; Testudinidae
Product: zinc finger and SCAN domain-containing protein 29-like
Exons: 2
Coding region: 160-918 (252 amino acids)
Source: RefSeq, a predicted model, not a curated record